Messenger RNA from Pseudo-nitzschia multistriata, 1289 nucleotides. NCBI's taxonomy places the organism in Eukaryota, Bacillariophyta, Bacillariophyceae, Bacillariales, Bacillariaceae. The record is from the annotation of a GenBank genome assembly.
GUGAUUUCGCAGAGAGAAACCCAAAGGGAUCGCAGUAACAAUCGGCAAGGGAGCGCACGAGAGACGGCACGAAAGUGGAUUCAGUACAAUACCUAACUAGCACAAGGAGUCACAUACAUUGGGAAAAAUAAACGUGCGGUGAAGAUGACAAUACCAAGGCAUCUACGACAGCGGUCGGAGUUCCUGACGUCUCUGGAGAAACGCCGUAGAAGGUGGUCGUUUCGGCAUUCAGUGGUUCUUGGUAUCCUUUCGUUGGCUCUGGUGGGAUGCCUUCGCUAUUUAGCUGUUCCUCUUGCCUACGAUUAUUCCCCACUUCAUAGCACCCGUAUGCAAACAAACACCGACUCGUACAGCGGAGAACGCUUGUUCGACUCCCCGGGAGACGUUCCGAUGGACUUGAUCCGUUCCUUCGAUGCGAUUCUGGUGCUCGGUGGCGGCAAACCGAGAGCAAUCGAUCGACCGCCGGUCUACGUCGAGAGGCGGUGUGAUGACGCCAUGGAAAUCGUCCGGACACGGUCCGAGAGCUACGCCAACGACACGAAGCACAAGCACAAGCACAAGCACCACGGAGCCAAAGAGGUCGACCACCAGCUGCCGAUUCUUUGCCUGUCGGCGGGGACGGCACACAUGCCACAGCUCUUGUCCGCCGACGGACUGCCCAUUUGGGAGUCGACGGCGUGCGCUGCGUACAUUCUCCGCGAGAGCCACCGGACCAACAACGGCACCGGGGCAUCGCUGGGAACAACCCCUUCGUUGAUACCGCCGGAAUCGAUCUUUGUCGAAACAUCGUCCUACGACACGAUCGGAAACGCCUACUUUGCCCGAACGAGCCACACCGAUCAAAACGGAUGGAGAAAGUUGCUGGUGAUAACCAACGAAUUCCACAUGGCCCGCACGAGGGCGAUAUUCGACUGGAUCUUUUCGAUUCCACCGGCGGUGGCGAUGGGGGUGGCUGCCGGUGGUUUCGGCGAAGGGUUUCCGGCCUACGACCUGUACUAUCUGGAAUCGCCCAACGUGGGCAUGGCGCGGGAAGCGAUCGCUGCCCGCAAGGAGCGAGAGGCCUCGAGCGCGAGGAGCGUUGACGCGUUGUCUAAGAAGUAUUCGCACUCGCUGGGGGACGUCUAUAGGUUUUUGACGCACGACCAUGCUCUGUACGCUGCCAGCCCGCUGGUGGAUCGGGGAAAGGCAACCGCUGCCGACAUCCUAGAGGACUCGGUGAACGAUGCCGUUAAAAAAAGCUAUGGGUUGUCUUAGGGAUUUCAAAAAGCAUGCUUCAAACACAUGUCUUG